GGAACGUGGCAGCACGGUCCCGAACGUGCCCAUACGGAUAUAUUCGAUGUGGCGCGCAGCAAUCUUCAGCUUGUUGGUGCCGGCAGCCGCCCAGUGCCUGGGAAAUGCGACAAAUCCUUGGUUGCGCAAGAACUUGGUGAACCCGGGGACUGGUGAGUCCUACCCUUUGAGGAAGCCCGGGUUUUGCACCACUUGGUCGCCAACUGCCACGGUUGUUCUUGUUUGCUGAGGGGCAUCACCAUUGGGGACUGGGCGGCUGGCUACGCCGCGAGCUACAUGGCUGGUAUCUUGAUCCAGGACAUGCUUGGCAUAAAUGUCACCUACACGGUUGCUGGAGGUGGAGGGCAGGUUGAAUGCUUAUACUCCGUGGCUGGUUGCUCUGAGCCGGGCAAUUCCUCAAACCGAGGGUGUGGCCCAGAAGGGCCAUCGGUGACGUACCAGCACGUGCAAUUGGAGGCGUGGAUGGGAAACUAUCCCGAGACGUGGGCUCUGUUGCAAAAAUUCAAGACCGCGCCCAAACUCCUGACCUCCAUGGGAUACGAGGGCUCCGAGAGCAUGUAUUUCAGUUCGGCUGUGUUGCACGCUGCUUAUGAGGCUGAAGGUUUGGCUUUGGAGUUUUGGACUGGCUUCGAUGCAACAUGGAAGCGGCCUUGGCAAUAUUUUGACAAUCCUUCAGUGGUGAACAAGUCUCAGCUCAAACUUUGCAGUGAGACCAACUUGGCGAAUCAUUUGCUCAUGUCCCAAUAUUUGAACAUCACGGGUGACACUGGCGGAGUUGUGAUUCACGGUGAUGGAACAGUGACGGCGAAUUGCCCUGAUGGUUACGCUUGGCUCUCUCCCGCAUGCCGCAGUGACAGUACAAAAUGCAUCAACUUUUUCACGCUUGGUGGUGGCUAUGGUUUGACUCAGACGGUGCAGAAGGCCACGAAAUGGAACAUUCCCAUGGCGUUUAUGGUCGCGAAGACAGGAUCUGAUUGGGUAAGUUUGAGCAACACGCGCAAGAGCCUGUUCUAUUGGUGGGUCCCAGAUCCAACUUUCUUGGAGAUGUCUCCUGUGAAGAGUUCGUAUCCACAACACGACAAACAAGCCUGGGAACGGGGAGACCUAUCAACGGAUGGCGUGGGAACUUACAUUGGAAUCAUUGUGAGCAAUGACCUCAGCGCUCUUGCCCCGCGGGUGCAAGGCUUCCUCAAUAAUAUCAACAUGGACCUUGCCACGAUGAACUCGGUCUUGCUGGAGCAGAAAUUCUCAGGUGAGCCAUGGGAGUCCGCGAUGUGUGGCUGGCUGCGCAACAACACACAGAUCUGGCAAGAUUGGCUGCCGGACGACUCCACCUGUUUCCCAAAGUUUGGCUUGUACAAUGAGAACACCGAGCAAUUUGUUCCCAAUCGAGACGACAAAGAGGGUCUCAGUUGCCGUGCUUGUCCGAGCGGAACCUAUUCCAAGCAGCUCGUAGAUGAUGAUGGGACUACCUACAUUUGUGAGGCCUGCUCUGCAGGCACAAGCCAGCCUUCUGGUGCUUCCUUGGCCUGCGAGCCGUGUUUGAGGGGCGAGUACCAAAACGAGCUUGGUAAGCAAACCUGCAAGCGAUGUGAUGUGGGUUACUACCAGGAUGAAGAAGGUGGCCCUACCUGCAAAAAGUGUCCAGACAACAGCCGCACCCUUCAGAGGGGCUCUUUGUCUUUCACAGACUGCGGUUGCAUCGUCGGCUACAUCAACGUUGCAAAUGCUACUGCAGGCAAAUUGAGCUGCACAGAAUGCCAAGUGGGCUUGACCUGCCCGGUGAUGGGCACCUUGACCAGCUUGGUUGACGGAAGUCAUCCCCUGGGCAAAAACUAUUUGCCUGAGGUGGCCAAUGAUUACUAUGUUACGGCGGAUGCACCUUUGGAGGUCUACCGCUGCGGAAGCGUCCAGUCUUGCCCUGGUGGAAUGCCAGCGCAGUGCAACGGUGACUUUAUUGGUGUGCCCUGCGGCGAGUGUGCACCAGGCUACAGCCCCAGCGAAGGGAAAUGCAAUGAGUGCGACGAUUCCUUGGUGGUGCUUUGGGCCAUUGGUGUCAUGUGUGUUUUCCUCUUCCUGACGGCUGCUUACUACCUGUUGACUUCAAAGGUGACGGCAAAGGCCUCUGUGCUCUUCACCACCACAUGUGCCUUUGGGAUGCUCAUUUCUUUGCUGCAGAGCAUUGGUAUUAUUGGCACCAUGACGGUGAAUUUUCCAAUUGAGAUCGACUCCUUUUUCGGGUGGUUCUCCAUCCUAAUGCUGGAUCUCGACAACUUCGGCUUUGCCUGCCUAGCAGGAAGCGAUACGAGCCUUCGUUACUCAGCGGGUGCAUUGUUCUUUCCGUUGGGCCUUGCUUGGUUUGUGCUCAAUUACGGAGUGAGCCAACUGGUGCCGAAGUAUCGUUGGGAUAUCAGCAAGGUUGCAAGCUGCAUGGGGCAGUUUUUACAGGUGGGUUUCUCAGCCAUGAGUGCGACUGCGCUGAUUCCCUUGACCUGCUACACUCAUCCCAACAAAUUGAAGAGUCUCUUGAAGUACCCGAACGUGAUUUGUGGCUCAGACACACACGGUGCGAUGCUUGCUGUUGGCCUUUGCUUGCUGAUCCUCGGUGUCUUCGGCUUCCUGGCUUUGUGCACCUAUGGGGCUUACAUGGUACCAACAUGGAGUGCCUGCGAGAAACACGGCCGUGUCCGCGCUUUCCGAUUCCUGGUCUUCCGAUUCCGGCUGGACAGCUGGUGGUUUGGAGUUCCACUGUUGGCCCGUGGUCCUUUGAUUGCCCUUCCCAUCGUGCUGGCCACAGACUACCCGGCGGUGCAGACGGUCUGGGUGACCUUCAUCCUUCUGAGUUUUUUGGCGUGUCAGGCUCUGGCGUGGCCAUGGAAGGUGCCGUUGCUGAAUGCCCUCGACUGUUGGAUGUCCUACUGCAUCAUGAUUUUGGUGGCGGCUUCGGCCUUGUACGUGGAGCCUAUCAACAAAACAGGAGUCGUGGCCGACUUCAUCGACAAUUUCAACACCGGUAUUUCGGUAGUGAUCUUCUCGUCCGUUUCGGCGAUGAUUGUCAUGGCCCUGUGUGCCCUCUUCCACCGCGCAGCCAUGGGCGGCAACUCCGAGUAUGCAAUCUUCAACCUCGGAAGGAGCCCAAGCCCGGACCUCUUGGCCGCAAAAAUGGAGGAAAUGUUCGAAAUUUUGGCCCAGAUGGAGACAGAGGAAGUUGAGAGGGCCUUGGAUGCACUGGCUGUGUUCGACACAAGGCGCAUCAUGAACUUCAUGACGAUGAUGUCCACUGAAAUCCUGAAUGGACGCGCCGACUUAUCCUUCGGGCGGAGGGUGAGCUCUAAAUCCUUUUCAAGCAAAGGCCAAGAAAAGCCCAAGCCAGCCAGAGAAUUCUACAGCGUAGGAGAGGCACCACGCCAUCCACCGCUCCCACCACCGUCAGGCAUCAUCAUCGUCCAUGAUGUCGAAUGCUGAAGGUUGCGAGGCAAAGCUUUGUUGACAGAUGGGCUAGAGAUGCCAAG
Molecule: messenger RNA, 3512 nt
Organism: Cladocopium goreaui
Lineage: Eukaryota; Dinophyceae; Suessiales; Symbiodiniaceae
Source: the annotation of a GenBank genome assembly